AUGACAGGCAGAGAAAUUCUCCACAAGAUGAAGUUGAAGGCUGGGUUCUGCGGAUCAGAGACGGGGAGAGGGAAAAGCAAGACGUGGAAGAACAUAGCGCACGGUUUCCACUUUGUGAAAGGCAAAGCAAACCAUCCCAUGGAGGACUACCUUGUGUCCGAGUUCAAGAAAGUGGACGGCCAUGAUUUGGGUUUGUUUGCUAUCUUUGACGGUCACUUGGGCCAUGACGUGGCCAGCUACUUGCAGACCAAUCUCUUUGACAACAUACUCAAACAGAAGGAUUUCUGGAGUGAUGCGGAAAACGCAAUAAGGAAAGCAUACAUAUCAACAGAUGCACAGAUAUUAGAGCAGUCGCUUAAACUUGGGAAAGGAGGAUCAACGGCUGUGACAGGGAUUCUGAUAGACGGGCAAAAGCUAGUGGUUGCUAACGUUGGAGACUCACGUGCAGUCAUGUCAAAGAACGGUGUUGCCUCUCAGCUCUCUGUUGAUCAUGAACCAAGCAUGGAGCAAAACGAUAUUGAGAGCCGUGGUGGCUUUGUUUCAAAUUUUCCAGGGGAUGUUCCAAGAGUUGAUGGACAACUAGCGGUUGCGAGGGCGUUUGGUGAUAAGAGCUUAAAGAUACAUCUGAGCUCAGAACCGGACAUAACACACCAGGCUAUCGAUGAUGAGACCGAGUUCCUUGUUUUCGCCAGUGAUGGAAUCUGGAAGGUGAUGUCGAACCAAGAAGCUGUGGACGCGAUCAAAAGCAUAAAAGAUCCACAAGCGGCAGCCAAGGAAUUGAUAGAAGAAGCAAUCUCUAAGCAGAGCAAAGACGACAUCUCUUGUAUCGUUGUUAGCCAGAAAGAGUUAGGGUUAAAUCGAAGUGAGAAAGGGUUUUGGUGUGCGAGCGGAAACAUGUACGAUGUAAUGUUGGACGAGGCCAAGAUGUGGCUUGACGAACCUCCGAAGCUCGAAACUCCGGUCUAUUCUCGAGUAGACGACGAAGAUUCCGACGAAGAUGAUGAGGUGGAUCCGGUGGUAGAGGAGAAGUAUCAUCGACAAGUGAUGGAGUCUGGUGGAUUCGAUGUGGACUUAUUCUGUCAACCAUUUGGUGGGAUAGUUCCCAGUGGAUGUAGUGCUUAUCACGUACUCUUCGGAAAAGUCGGACUCCAUUGUUACAACAUUGACAAGGGGACAAACUUGGAGUUUAUUAUGGUAAAGAAAGUCAAUGCAGAAAUCGGAUCCCUCUUCAACUUCUACAUCACAUUGGAGGCCAUGGAUCCUUGUGUCAAGAAUUCAGUUGUUACAUUCCAGACCAGAGUCACCGAUGCUGUGCUCAAAUACAAAGCACGUUUGAGAAUGUUCACAACAACUUGCAGAAUAAAGCCUCGAGCACCAGGAAGUGGAGAUUCUGGAGAAAAAGGUUACCGAUGGUACCCAGAUGAUGAUGGUGAUGAUGACUACUACAAAGGUGAUUUGCCAGGCUGGCUACAAGACGAUGCACUUACGGGAGGAGAUAAGCUACAGUUCUAUGAGGUGAAGGAAUGGGAGUUGCGGGACAACAAAUGGCUUCAACUCUAUGCUGAAUUUGCAUUGUUUUCCGAGUGGGACACUGACCUGAGCGCUUAUUUGCCAUUUGAGAUGAAGUCAGUAGUGGUACGAACAAAGGAAGAUGUAGCUUCAAGUAUGAAGCUGAAAUCUAGGAAUGCUAUCUUCUACAUGAGCUUCACGGCCCGUGGUGGUCCAGAGUGUAGAGGUAUAAUCAGAAGAACCAGUGACGGAAGACCGGGACACAUGUUGUUCCUUGAAGCUAUGUGUUGGAUCAAGAAGUAG
Microthlaspi erraticum is the source of this 1812-nucleotide messenger RNA. NCBI's taxonomy places the organism in Eukaryota, Viridiplantae, Streptophyta, Magnoliopsida, Brassicales, Brassicaceae. The record is from the annotation of a GenBank genome assembly.